Messenger RNA from Erythranthe guttata (spotted monkey flower), 2398 nucleotides. Its product is annotated as putative inactive receptor kinase At4g23740. The record is from RefSeq and is a predicted model, not a curated record. Gene Ontology annotation, molecular function: protein binding; ATP binding; protein kinase activity. Gene Ontology annotation, biological process: protein phosphorylation. NCBI's taxonomy places the organism in Eukaryota, Viridiplantae, Streptophyta, Magnoliopsida, Lamiales, Phrymaceae.
ACCACGUGCAUUUCCCCACUCUUCCCGCCCCCAUUAAAGCCCCCACUCACUACACUCACUACUGCAUAUAUCAAACUUUAAACAACUCUCUCUCUCAUCUCUCUCUCUCUCUCUCUCUCUCUCUCUCUCUCUCUCUACUUUGCUUUGCUUUGUGAAACAAUUUUCAAUCAUUUAUUGUUCUGUGCCCUCAACCCCAAUCAUUUCCGCUCCUUCAAGCAAGAAUCGCACUUUCUAUUCAUCACUUUUACCAACCGCUCUGCCUCUAUAGGGAUGAAUUUUGAGGGCUUUUCAGUUUCUUAUUUUUGACUAAAGAAACUAGAAGAAGAAGAAGAAAUGGGCAUCAUCAUUAUCAUCAAAUUACUUUUUUCAGCAAUUUUAGUAUUACACAUUACUCUGAUCCUACAAUCAACAGCUGAGCCAAUUGAAGAUAAACAAGCUCUGCUCGAUUUCAUCGCCAACGUAAACCACACUCGGAAUCUGAAUUGGGAUUCGAGACUUUUAGUAUGUAGUAACUGGACUGGAGUGACUUGCAACCAUGAUAAUUCGAGAGUUAUCGCAGUUCGAUUGCCGGCCAUUGGGUUCAGAGGCAGAAUUCCGACAAACACCCUCAGCCGUUUAUCCGAGCUUCAGAUCUUGAGCCUUAGAUCCAACGGUCUUAACGGCCCUUUCCCUUCCGAUCUUUUGAAGCUCGGUAAUUUGAUAGGCCUUCACCUUCAGUUCAACGCUUUUCAGGGUCCGCUGCCUUUGGAUUUUCCGGUUUGGGAGAAUCUUUCCGUGCUAAACUUGUCGAAUAACGGUUUCGAUGGGAGUAUUCCGUUUUCAAUCUCGAAUUUGACUCAUUUAACUGCUUUGGAUCUUUCCAAUAACUCACUCUCUGGUAAUAUUCCUGAAUUCAAUAUCCCUACUCUACAAUUACUAGAUUUGUCGAAUAAUAAUCUCACCGGAUUUGUGCCUCAAUCUCUCUCUAGAUUUCCUAGUUAUGCUUUCUUAGGCAAUAAUAUAUCAUUCCUAAAUUCUUCAUCUCCGAUUCUUUCUCCCACUCCGAAGAAGCACUCCUCGAAAUUCACUAAACCCGCAAUUCUUGGAAUUGUUAUUGGAAGUUCUGUAUUGGCUUUCGUCGCAAUCGCCUUGCUACUAAUUUUCACAAAUAGAAAUCGAAAAGAAGAUAAUUCGAUGAGUCCCACAUCGAAGAACAAGAAGAAAGAAAAGUCCACGAAGAGAAUGGCUUCGGAAGAUAGGAAUGGGAGGAUAACGUUUUUCGAGGGGUGUAAUCUUGUUUUCGACCUCGAAGAUUUGUUGAGAGCUUCUGCAGAGGUUCUCGGCAAGGGCACUUUCGGAACUACGUAUAAAGCAGCAUUAGAAGACGCAACCACGGUUGCAGUGAAGAGAUUGAAAGAUGUUAUAGCUGGCAAAAGAGAGUUCGAGCAACAAAUGGAAAUUGUUGGAAAUAUUCGCCACGAAAAUGUGGCUCCUUUAAGAGCUUAUUACUAUUCCAAAGACGAAAAGCUAAUGGUUUACGAUUAUUACAAUCAAGGAAGCGUUUCUUCGUUGCUCCAUGCAAAAAGAGGCGAGAACACGAAUACGUUGGAUUGGGAAACACGGUUAAGGAUUGCAAUAGGAGCAGCGAAGGGGAUUGAUUUCAUCCACUCACAAAACGGAGGGAAACUCGUCCACGCAAACAUAAAAGCAUCGAAUAUUUUCAUCAACCCUCAAAACUACGGGUGCGUAUCCGAUCUCGGACUAGCAACGCUAACGUGCCCCGUUUCGCCGCCGCUGAUGCGCACCGCAGGCUAUCGCGCGCCGGAGGUGACGGACACUAGAAAAGUGUCGCAAGCGUCUGACGUGUACAGCUUCGGAGUUUUCUUGCUGGAGCUUCUGACAGGCAAGUCGCCUGUCCAGGCGACAGGCGGCGAGGAGGUGAUUCAUUUGGUGAGGUGGGUCCACUCGGUUGUGCGCGAGGAGUGGACCGGUGAAGUUUUCGACGUGGAGCUUCUGAGGUACCCUAAUAUCGAGGAGGAGAUGGUGGCGAUGCUGCAGAUAGGGCUGAGCUGUGUGGCUAGAAUGCCUGAGCAGAGGCCCAAAAUUGGUGACGUGGUGAAAAUGGUUGAGGGUAUUAGAAAUGUUGUUACAGGUAAUACUAAUAAUAGCCCGACAAUAUCGCAUGGUUCAACUCCGAGUGCGGCUGAGAUUGCAUCAUCUUCGGUUUCUUGAUCAGAUUCUCGAUUAUUAUCGAAAAAAGUUCGUUCAAUUUUUUUUUUAUUUUUUUUAAUAUGUAGUUUGUUGUGUUGAAAUUAGAAUUAUUACCAGUUGUUGUUAGGAAGGUACACUUACUGGUUCACCAUGGAUUGUUGUGGGGUUUAUAGUUUUGUUAUAUUGAAUUGAAUUUUAUUUUAUUUGA